This is a messenger RNA of Prunus dulcis (almond), 1047 nucleotides long. RefSeq lists its product as uncharacterized. The transcript has 2 exons. The record is from RefSeq and is a predicted model, not a curated record. Bases 89 to 730 code for a protein of 213 amino acids. NCBI's taxonomy places the organism in Eukaryota, Viridiplantae, Streptophyta, Magnoliopsida, Rosales, Rosaceae.
UCUCUCUCUCUCUCUCUCUCUUCCUCAUCCCUCUCCCUCCCUCUCUCUGCAUGAAAAUAGAAAUUAACAGAACAACAAAAACAAGAAGAUGACAAGCAGCAAAGGAACCACAGCAGCAGCAGCCCAACCAACCCAUGAGUGCUGCAUGUGUGGGGAUUUUGGCUUCUCCUAUGAGCUCUUCCAAUGCAAGGUUUGCCAAUUCAGAUCACAGCACAGGUACUGUAGCAAUCUUUACCCAAAUGCAGAGUCUUACAGAAUUUGCAAUUGGUGCCUUACCCAGAAGGAGGACACAAAAGAAAAGUCCCAAAAUUCCUCAAACUCUUCAUCUUCAUGCAGAAAAGAGGGCCAAGAUCACGACCCAGCCAAGAUCAACAAGAAAACGAACUCAUCAAAAAACAGUGAUCAUCAGAACAAGCAGGGGCAUGGAGGUAAUUCAUAUGGGGGUCUAAGGGGCACCAUGCAGCUGCAGCCAAGUGGCCCUAUAAAGAAACAGAGACCACUUGAUCUUCAUCAUAACCAUCAGGGUUUUGGAUCACCAUCUCCAUCUCCAUCUCCAAAAUCUCCAUCCACCAGAAAGAGGAUCCUCACAAAUGGGCAGAAGGAGGCCGAGAAGAUUAGGAGGACAAGGUCAGAGGAGAUAUCAAACUUAAACAAUGGGAUCAUUACAAGGCAGGUCUUUAGGAACAAGGUGAGAAGGUACAAGCUUUUGGAUGAGGUUUCAAGUCAAUGACUGGUUGACUGCCACUAGCUCUUCCCAUUUUCUUUUUUUCUUUUUUUCUUUUUUCUUCUCUUUCUCUCUCUCACUCUUUUUUUCCUCUUUCUUUUAACAUACAAAUAUAAUUACAGAUAGAAUUUGGUUCAGUGUACAGAGCCUAUAUGUGUUGUGUAUGAGGCUAGUGGCAAGUUUAAUUUAGUGUAUGGGAAUUUGCAAUAACUACAGAACUGAGACCGCUUAUAUGUAAUGUCAUUUUCAACUCGGCCAGACUUCGAUGACAAAUGUAUUAAUUUUAGUAGAAAAACUUUUGGUUAUUUAUCACCAGUUGUAUA